Molecule: messenger RNA, 1094 nt
Organism: Seriola dumerili (greater amberjack)
Lineage: Eukaryota; Metazoa; Chordata; Actinopteri; Carangiformes; Carangidae
Exons: 2
Coding region: 144-935 (263 amino acids)
Biological process (GO): regulation of autophagy
Cellular component (GO): mitochondrion
Source: RefSeq, a predicted model, not a curated record
AGCAUCACUGGCUGGAAACACAGUAUCAUACAUUUUUUUUAAAACAACAACAUCCAGCUGCACAAAGCCUGCAGACUGAUAUUUGAGAUUGCAAGAGCAGAGGAAAGAAGGAAGGACUCGACAAAGACCAUCUGUAAGCAGCUAUGCGUCCGCGGUCCAGACUGCUGUCCAAGAGAAGACUCCUGCUGCCCACAAUCAGAGAGGGCACAGAGGAGUCAGUGAGGGAUCUGAAUGAGGCCAACGCACUCCUCAUCGCCGGCCACAGCCAGUCUGUCUCCUCAGAGGACUACCUCCUCUCCAUCUGCCACCUGGCUCACCCCACCUUCCCCACCAGAGAUGUUUCCCCUGACAACAUACACACACGGCAGCUGGAUGCUGUGCACCAGAGGCUGAGGCUGUCACGACACAGUGGGACUACAUCAACCGCCUUUGAAUUCAACCCCACAGAGGAGGCACAAGCCAUAGAUGUACAGCAGGGAGAGGAGAAAGAACUGGGUUGCGAGCUGAUGUUUGGCAACUCUGACCCUUUGGAGUAUCUUUACGGACACCAGAACAAUCUUUCAGGAGGUGUGAGGAGGGUGUUUGUUGAGGGAAGGUUUACAAGGCAACACGGGAGUAAAUGGGAGGGCCAGGCUCGCACCAGAGCACACAGCAUCCCCCGUGUUUCAAGUCCAGAGCUCCCACGGCAGCGCAAGAGCAGCUGCCCUGAGUUGGACACCAGCACUAACACUUCAGCUCCAAAUAUCUCUCCAAAACACAGCUUAUCCAGGUUGGAGGCUGGGAGAGGGAGCCCAGCAAUAAGAGGAGCAGAGGGGGAGAGACAGAAACCAACCAUCAAACAAUCCCUCAUCUCCCAGUGGAUCUCUGACUGCAGGUCAGCGUGGAGGGAGGCGCGUGUACGAGCCUGUAUGCUGCCCGCCAUUGCUGAGAUUUAGGGCGCAAAUGGACAGACAUUGUGACAGAAGACAUUCCUCAAUAAAGUAUCCUGGUCUUUCUCUGUCAGUGCAUGAGACAUUGGCAUUAGCAGAUAUGUAGAAGUCUAUUAUGCAUAUAUACAACAGGGAUACAAAUAAAUACACAGUUGAAAACACACA